AGCCCCCGCCUCCCUUCGCCAAGGCCAGCGACUGAGGUUGUAGGGAGAACUGGAAGCGCGCUAGUAGGGGGAAGCGUCGCGUUAAAUCCGUCUCCUCCCCAGACCCCACUUCCGAGGGGGUGGGCGAUAGAGGGGAGAUUGGGGUUGGAGCAGCGGCGAGGGGGCUCCUCCCUUGCACCUCCCCCCACAGGACUUGGUCGCGCCCAAAGUGUAACACUUUCUCUUUGUCGGAGGAGCUCCCCUGUUUCCCGUGCUGGAUCUCCCGUUGAGGAGGCGCCCGAGGCAGCCCUGGAGGAGGCAGGAGCAGUUGGAGGGAUGGCAGCGACCGACAUAGCUCGCCAGGUGGGUGAAGGUUGCCGAACUCUCCCCCUGGCUGGACACGUGGGGUUUGACAGCUUGCCGGACCAGUUGGUGAAUAAGUCAGUCAGCCAGGGCUUCUGCUUCAACAUCAUGUGUGUGGGAGAGACAGGUUUGGGCAAGUCUACCCUCAUGGACACCCUGUUCAACACUAAGUUCGAGGGGGAGCCAGCCACCCACACACAGCCAGGUGUCCAGCUUCGGUCCAAUACCUAUGACCUCCAGGAGAGCCACGUGGGGCUAAAGCUCACAAUUGUUAGCACGGUGGGCUUUGGGGACCAGAUCAACAAGGAGGACAGCUACAAGCCCAUCGUGGAAUUCCUCGAUGCCCAAUUCGAAGCCUACCUGCAGGAGGAGCUGAAGAUCCGCAGGGUCCUGCACACCUACCACGACUCUCGCAUCCACGUCUGCUUAUACUUCAUCGCCCCCACGGGUCAUUCCCUGAAGUCUCUGGACCUAAUGACGAUGAAGAAGCUGGAUAGUAAGGUGAACAUAAUCCCCAUCAUUGCCAAAUCAGAUGCCAUUUCUAAGAGUGAGCUAACAAAGUUCAAAAUCAAAAUCACCAGCGAGCUUGUCAGCAACGGGGUCCAGAUUUACCAGUUUCCUACGGAUGACGAGUCGGUGGCAGAGAUCAACGGAACCAUGAAUGCCCACCUGCCUUUUGCUGUUGUUGGCAGCACAGAAGAACUGAAGAUAGGCAACAAGAUGAUGAGGGCCCGGCAGUAUCCUUGGGGCACAGUGCAGGUUGAAAAUGAGGCCCACUGCGACUUUGUGAAGCUGCGGGAGAUGCUGCUUCGGGUCAACAUGGAGGACCUCCGGGAGCAGACCCACAGCCGGCACUAUGAGCUGUACCGCCGCUGCAAGCUGGAGGAGAUGGGCUUCAAGGACACUGACCCCGACAGCAAACCCUUCAGUUUGCAGGAGACGUAUGAGGCCAAAAGGAAUGAGUUCCUAGGGGAACUCCAGAAAAAAGAAGAGGAGAUGAGACAGAUGUUCGUCCAGAGAGUCAAAGAGAAAGAAGCUGAACUCAAAGAGGCAGAGAAAGAGCUGCAUGAGAAGUUUGACCGUCUGAAGAAACUACACCAGGAUGAGAAGAAGAAGCUAGAGGAUAAGAAGAAAUCCCUGGAUGAUGAAGUGAAUGCUUUCAAACAGAGAAAGUCGGCAGCCGAGCUGCUCCAGUCCCAGGGCUCCCAGGCUGGAGGCUCACAGACUCUGAAAAGGGACAAAGAGAAGAAAAACUUUUUUUAAUCUUGUCUUCAGCAGCUGCACUAAGUCUAAAGGAGAAGACUGCCAUUAUAGAAGAGUUAGGGUUCCACAUUGUCUCAAACCCGAAACCAACCAACUCCCUCUCCCUCCAUGCGCGUGCGCAAACAUACACACACACAAUACACACUCAGCAAGUGUUCAUGUGUCCCUGUGUCCAGGCAAGAAGCUCUCUCCUGACUUACAUGGUAUUUUAAACGAAAGUGUCUUGUCCUAGCCUAACAAGGCAGGAAAAGAACCGCCAGAGCUGGAGAAUGGACCAAGUGUAACCUCAGAGAGACAACUGCAGGAUGACUCACCCAAGUGUAAGUGACUGGGGCAGGAGACCUCAGCUGUGGGUGUGGAAGCACUGUUCACAAGUUUUCGUUUGAGUUUCUUGUUUUUCUUUUUAAACACGAAUUCUCCGGUUCAGUGGGUUGACUGUCCACAGCCACUAGUAAACAUUUCUGAAUGGAAGAGAAAGUCAAGUGACAUUUGUAUCUUCUUCAGCAUUCCCAGACCUUCUGCAGACCCCCACCAAGGGGGAAAUGGACCCACUAACACUCAAAAGUAGAGGAAGAGUCCUCUACUUUUCCUUUAUUAGCAUGGAUUUAACUGACCGGUUGAGAAAGGAAAGAUGGGAGGGGGUUUAAGCUUAGUGAGAGCAAAAUUCAUUUAUUCAACCUUCCAAGGCUAGUUGGGGUUCUGAGAGGUUUCUGCUCAACCUGGGAUCUGGCUGGAGAGCUUUGAUGUUGAUAAAUCUGCCUUGAAUUUGUUGGUUUAACUUGCAUCAAAAUACCAUGUAAGUGUGCUCCUUUCCAUAUAUCCCUACAACCAUCACCAUCCCACUGUCCGGUGUCUCUUGAGAGAGCCUCUUUGCAUGUUUUCCAGAAUCUGUGUUUGUUUUUCCUUUCUUUUCCUUUGUUCUUUUUGCUCAACGGUGUGACCUUCACUGCCCCUCUGGGGCUUUCAUUCGCCAGGAGAAACAUCCCCAAACCAGCACUGUUUAGCUUGAUACCUUUCUAAUGUCCAUGUCAAUUUUCAAUAAAAUUCAAAGAA
This is a messenger RNA of Myotis lucifugus (little brown bat), 2658 nucleotides long. It is a transcript of the gene SEPTIN6, whose product is annotated as septin 6. Gene Ontology annotation, molecular function: GTPase activity; molecular adaptor activity; GTP binding. Bases 316 to 1605 code for a protein of 429 amino acids. Gene Ontology annotation, biological process: cilium assembly; cytoskeleton-dependent cytokinesis. The transcript has 10 exons. The record is from RefSeq and is a predicted model, not a curated record. NCBI's taxonomy places the organism in Eukaryota, Metazoa, Chordata, Mammalia, Chiroptera, Vespertilionidae. Gene Ontology annotation, cellular component: microtubule cytoskeleton; septin complex; cell division site.